Molecule: messenger RNA, 489 nt
Organism: Gilbertella persicaria
Lineage: Eukaryota; Fungi; Mucoromycota; Mucoromycetes; Mucorales; Choanephoraceae
Exons: 3
Biological process (GO): proton transmembrane transport
Cellular component (GO): plasma membrane
Molecular function (GO): voltage-gated proton channel activity
Source: RefSeq, a predicted model, not a curated record
UGGCGUGAAAGUUUAGGAGAGAAACUAGAGAAUGAAAAGUUUCAUUUGGCUGUAUUGUCAUUGGUCCUGAUUGAUGCUGCAUGUGUACUUGUACAGAUUUUUUAUACUUUCUUUCACGAAUGUCAAGUACCUGUAUUAGACGUUAAAGAGAAUCAUCUCUUGUUGGCAUUUGAAAUAGCUGAAAGUAUCAGUAUUUUUAUCUGUACCAUGUUCUUGUUUGAAUGUAUCUUAUGUCUUGUUGCUUUUGGUCCUGGUUACUAUUUGCCUGAUUAUCCUCAUUGGAAAUUACACGUCUUUGAUGCGGCAGUGGUCAGCACAACAUUUCUGCUAGAAGUGAUUCUGAGAGGAAAAGAAAGAGAAAUAGCUGGUCUGUUGAUCAUAUUUCGUCUUUGGAGAGUAGUCAAGAUCAUUGAAGCAGCAGUGAUGAGUGUCAGCUUCACUCAUCAAGAAGAAUUGGAAGAAUUAAGGGCUGCUUAUGCAGAACUAGAA